UUGAAGUUGAGACACUGGUCGAGGCAGUAUACAUCUGCACCUUCCUGUCCCGCUAUUUCGCCGAUUGCUUCGCAGGUUUGACUGUGGUUCGCCCGUAUUGGAACACGAAGAGAGCGAGAGAAAGAAAGCGAAUCCCAAAAUAGUGGACGAACGGAGGAGCAUCAGGCAGGCAGCAUGAACCGCGUUGGCAGGUUUUCGUUUGGCUGGGUGGUGCUGUCGCUGGGCGUGCUAAUGGGACGGGAUCGAGAAGCGCUGGUCAUGGCGGGAAACACUGGCCAAAGCACACCGGCCAAUCGCCUCGGGGACAGUAGCUGCGAGCAGCGGACGACAACGACGACCAGCCAAUACGAGGAGUACUUCGACAUCGACAAGAUCGGCAACAACCGCACCGAGCAGCACAUCGUCGACCUGGAGCUGCUCGUGCGAGUACACAACAUGCAGGAGGAGCUGGCGAUCCUGCUGUCCGCGGCCAACCGGUCCCGGCAGCACCCGGACUACGAGCAGACGUACGAGGUGCGCGUCAGCAACGUCUACACGGUGAUCUACAAGGAGACGCUGCGCAUGUCCGCUCACCACAGCCACACGUUCAGCUUCUUCCCGGGCGACCAGUUCCGGCUGCGGAUCCAGAUCACGCGCCGCGGCGACAUUACCGUCGCCAUCCCGGUGCUCCAGAAGCAGACGAUCCUGGCGGUGCACGACGAUCGCACCCCGAUCGAGGUGUCGUACAUCAGCUUCGGGUCGCGCAUGAACGCUUACCCGGUGACGAUCUACUUCAACUGCGACGGAUUGUCCACCUCGGUACACCAUGACACCCGCAUGAAGGAGGAGGAUGAAGACGAAGAGGAGGGACAUCGGGACCGUGCAGCUGGGCGCGGUACUGCCACUGACAGUGGCGAAGGUCUGGCCUGCCCGGUCUGCCCGAAGCCCGAAAAGUGCGAAGUGAUCGUACGGGCGUGCACCUCCGAUACCUCCAAGGACCUGCUGAUGGGGACCGGAUCCGGGGCCACGACGUCGUCCGGGGGCGAGAAGCAGAAGUACUUUUUCUACUUCAACGUCUACCUGAGCAGCAAAAACGACAAGAACUUUAAGGCGACGGAGGCAGCGGUGGACCAACAACGGCAGCCAGGGGGCUCACACCAGGACCAGGGCCGUAACUAAGCUGGCCGGCCGGCAAACGACAGCAGCCUGGCUCCUCUACGCUCUUUUCACAUAUCCCUCCCUAGAACAUAUCGUUCCCUCUAAGUAGCUGACUGCGUGGCCCGGCGGCUAUUGCAUCGCUCGAUAGUCUAUAGCAGCUAUAGUUGAAUAUAUCAAAUUCGGGCAUAAAAUCCCCCCCCAUCUUUGGUCACGGGGACUUCGUGUUCGGCCUCCUCUUUACAUUCGGUAUCACCUCAGUAGCAACACUUAGCUCCUCUGGAGCGUCCGUUUAAUUAGCGCUGCAGUAGUUACAGGCACAUGAACACACACAAUCUCUAUUUGGCGUGUGCAGAUUU
Anopheles bellator is the source of this 1493-nucleotide messenger RNA. RefSeq lists its product as uncharacterized. Bases 175 to 1158 code for a protein of 327 amino acids. NCBI's taxonomy places the organism in Eukaryota, Metazoa, Arthropoda, Insecta, Diptera, Culicidae. The transcript has 4 exons. The record is from RefSeq and is a predicted model, not a curated record.